AAAUGAGGAGGUGACAAAUCCAUGCGAGAGUCGCCAGACAUUUGCGACAGAAUGGGUCGCAGUGAGGAGCUCAGUGACUUCCAGCGGGGGACCGUCGUUGGGUGUCACUUAUGCAAGAAGUCGAACCGUGAGAUUUCCGCUCUGUUAAACCUGCCUCGGUCCACCGUUAGCAAUGUCAUUUUGAAGUGGAAACGUGGUGGGAUAACGACGGCUCUGCCGCGGAGCGGCCGACCGCACAAGCUCAAAGAGGAGGACCGUCAAGUGCUGGAGAAAGUCGCGCUGGAAAACUGUUCGCCCUCGGUGGAAGCUCUUACUGCAGAGUUUCAGACCGCCUCCGGGGCCAACGUGAGCCCCAGGACUAUCCGCCGGGAGCUGCAUGAGAUGGGCUUCCGUGGCCGAGUGUCAGCCUACAACAAGCCUAAAGGAGGGGAGAAAGCAGAGAAGAAGCGGGCAGCUCCAAGCCAAGAUGAAGCCAAGGUGGACGUGUCUCGUCUGGACCUGCGUGUAGGACGUAUAAUCACAACUCUGCAGCCUCCAGAGACCGACGGUCUGUAUGUGGAGCAGGUUGAUGUUGGAGAGGCUUCUCCCAGGACGGUGGUCAGCGAGCUAGCUAAACACAUACCUUCGGACCGGAUAGAGAACCACAUGGCAGUCUUGUUGUGUAACCUGAAGCCAGCCAAGACGAGAGGAGUGGUGUCCCAGGCUAUGGUAAUGUGUGCUAGCUCACCAGACAAGGUUGAAAUCCUUGAACCACCAAGUGGAGCAGCACCAGGGGACAGAGUUACUUUCCAGGGCUUCCCAGGUGAACCGGACAAAGUGUUGGACCCAAAAAAGAAGGUGUGGGAGCAGAUUCAGCCAGACCUACGCACAGACAGCCAGUGUGUUGCAACCUACAAGGGAGCUGCCUUUGAAGUUGCUGGCAAGGGAGUGUGCAAAGCCCAAACCAUGAGCGACAGUGAAAUCAAAUAAACUAACAGGACUGCUCGAAAUGGCUCGGUGCAAAUUCCUGCAGCCAGAAUGUUGAGAUGAGCCUUUCAAGAAGAAUGGAGGCUGUUGUAGCAGCAUAUGAAUGCCCUUGCUUUUGGAAUGACAUGUCCAACAAUCAACAUGGUUGUUAUGUUUGAGGGUUCACAUACUUUUGUCCUGUAAGAGUGAAUAGUAUGUUUCCCUCUGUUGGAUGGACAUGGACAUUACUGUUACAAUUUUAUUAUGAAAAUCUGAAGUUCUGUAUUUGGUCAAAGGAGGGCACUUCAGUGCCCGUGAUGAUGUACAGUAUAUGUAUGAUGAGAUAGACGUAAAACAUACAGCACACAGUCAUAACCAGCAAGGUGAAAAGAAAAUGGAAGCUUUUCAAAUAAUCCCUUUUGGUUGGGGAAUAUUUAAUAAAAUAUCAAAUGUUUUCCCAUGAACCUACAGUUGUCAUUUCCAGUGAACAGUGGAUGAAACUCAGUAGUGCAGAAAUCCCUUUGACAAAGGGGAAACUGAACAGUUUUACUUUCUUAUGACUGUAUGAAAAUGAGUUGGAAAUGAGUAAGGGAAUUCCUUAAAAAAUAGUUAAUUUAAUUAAAUGUUCUUAAGUAACUGCAUAAGGUCAGUUCUUUGAGCUCCUUCAGUUUAAGUCUGAUGCUGACAAAUUAUGGAAAUGAGUGUGUUGUGCAUCAGCAUAAAUAGCCUGUGGGAAGUUUUAUUUGAAUGAUGUAUCUUACAUAUUGCAAUAUUUAGUCUGAGAUCUAGAUCAUUGUGUUUAUCUGUAGUUUUACCAGGAAUCAUAUGAAACUAAAAACUAACCGUUCUGAAUCAUGGAUUGAAUGUAAAUGCAGAUGUUUGUUACUUACAAUUUCUUCAACAAAGAUGUUUUUUUAUCCAUCCUGCUACUGCAGAUUGUUACUCUGUUCUUAAGAUAUUGUAACAGCUUAGCUAAACCUUAGAUUGUAUAUGUCCUGCUUCAUGUUACAUGUUUGUGUCUCAGCUUCCAUUCAUGAUAAGCCUAUUUAUCAUUUCAAGGGCAAAAAAAUAAACCAACAUGUCUUGGUUCUAAAA
Messenger RNA from Sander lucioperca (pikeperch), 2040 nucleotides. Its product is annotated as aminoacyl tRNA synthase complex-interacting multifunctional protein 1-like. The record is from RefSeq and is a predicted model, not a curated record. The transcript is spliced from 4 exons. Bases 22 to 969 code for a protein of 315 amino acids. Gene Ontology annotation, molecular function: tRNA binding. Lineage: Eukaryota; Metazoa; Chordata; Actinopteri; Perciformes; Percidae.